Aethina tumida (small hive beetle) is the source of this 2100-nucleotide messenger RNA. RefSeq lists its product as uncharacterized. Lineage: Eukaryota; Metazoa; Arthropoda; Insecta; Coleoptera; Nitidulidae. The record is from RefSeq and is a predicted model, not a curated record. The coding region runs from base 175 to 1926 and encodes 583 amino acids. The transcript is spliced from 2 exons.
UGUGACCAUGAACGACCCUCACCUAAAAAUCGAUUCCAGGAACGUCCCUGUUUGCCAUGCGGCUAACUUCAGUUGAGAAAAUCGAUGGAGUAGUGAGGUUAGAACUUCGUGUCAUUUUUCUAAUAAAUAAAUUUCCACUUUUGAAACUAAAUUUACAGUGCAGAAUUUACAACAAUGGCUCAUCGUUACAGUUUGGAACUCACGAAACCCUUUUACGAAUACCUUUGCAAACACUACACAAAAAAUAUACUUGAAUCCAGACUAAUGCUUGACGAAGAUAUGGAGGUGAUUUUGAAUGAUUAUUAUAUGGAAUCCAAUUUAUUGAAGUCUCAGUACAAGCCUUCAAUUCUGGUGACUGUUAGUGGAGUUUUCUCGUUGAUUACAUCAUUUAUAUGUAAAAAAAUGGACGCCCCCGUAUUAUAUAUACCAUCAUUAAUAGUGGCAUCUUGUGCAAUAAUGUAUAAAGGUUUCGAAGGAUUCAAGCAAAGACAAUUGCAAAAAAAUAUUGUUGAGUUGAAUGAAAUUUUGAGAGACAUGAGGAACUUAAACGGCUCUGUGUUACAGUACAUUAAAAUUAGACAUGAUGUGAAGGAACACAGUUCAAAUGAACACUUCCAAUCAAUUACAACUGAAGUUAAGGACUUGUUGUCAUAUAUGUACAAACAAGAAAUGGCAUUAUUUAUAAAAAUUAAAUCUGUUCUAAUCGAUCUCUCUAAGUAUGACGCGGGAGUUGCAGAAGACGUACUAAUUUUAAAUGAUAUUAAUUUAAAUGAAAAUUUUAAACUAGAAAAUAACUCUACGGAAUGUUUGUUUAUUUUGCAAAAAUUGCAAGCUAUUUAUAUCCUGUUUAUUUCAAAAUUACUCAGCUAUUUAUGCAUUGUUCUCAAUAAACGCGUUAAGAAUUAUGGAUUCAAACGAGUGAUAUUUAAUAGUGUAGUGCCUGAGGUUAUUAAAGACGUAAAAGUAUGCAUAAAAAAUAUAAAAACAAACUUUGAUAAAGUUAAAUAUUCCAAAGAGAAACGAAGAAAAUUUAAAAGCAAUGCACUAGUAAAACCAGGUGGUAAGAAUAUUGUGAAUAGAAUGGCUAACACACUUGCAUUUUCUACAACAAAUUUAUCAAUAAUACUAGAAAAAUCAGAAACACUGUUAAACCAAGUGCAACAACUUAAAGACAGAGAUAUUGUGAAAAUAGCUCCAUCAAUUCUUGAUUUAAAAAACCACACGUAUGCUACUUUCGAAGCUCUUGACGUCCUAUGCAAAUUUUAUGACGUAUAUAGCAACACGAAAAUUACUGACACCGAAAAUCGCAGCUUUGAUACUGCUACGUCGUCAAUAGCCCAGAGUUCAAACAUUCCCUCCAUCAAUUACGACGACGAAUAUGAACCUAAAGACGAGGAGUAUGAACUGGAAGUUAAAAGUAUUAAAGAGUACGACGAUGUGGAGUACAAAGAGGUAUACAUCGAGGACAGUGGUGCUGAAUAUAUGAGCUUGAUGAUACAAGAAAUGAAACAGGCACUGAGCAAACACAAAAGAUUCGUGGAUGCUAAAAAUCGUCGUAUGAGUUUAAGUACAACUGACUUAAACGAAGAGACCGGGAGGGACACUAAGUCCCCCAGGUCGUCAAAAAGUGAAGGUUUUAGUAACACGAAAAAGAAUCCGUCAUAUAAAACGGACCAAUCUGUUCUUGAUACAACUAAUAAUUGUGAAGCUGUGAUGAAGACAUCAGAGGGCGUGUUGCCAAACUAUAACGAGGCUAUGAAGUUUUCGGAAACGGAGGUCGGGACCAAAGCGUCCUUAUUGGAAAUUGGCGAUAGUGCAGCUAUGAGGUCUUUUGCGGAGAGUAUAAAAUUUAUGGCCAACAAUCGUAUGUCAGUAAGUGAGGAAGUUUUUGGCGACGAUGAAACUGACAAUGAGGAUGUAUUGUAAAAGGAUAAUGAUUCGGUUAUGUUUUGUUAUUAUUUUGUUGGGAUAUUUUUGGCAACCGUGAGAAAUUUUGUGUUCUAUUUAUUAUUGUACAUAGAAUUUUUAAUAUUUAUUAACAGACUGUUGGCUUUAAAUUUGUGAUAUUAACAGUUGUAAGAAAUAAAACGUUAAAAAUAA